Chara braunii is the source of this 4074-nucleotide messenger RNA. The record is from the annotation of a GenBank genome assembly. Lineage: Eukaryota; Viridiplantae; Streptophyta; Charophyceae; Charales; Characeae.
GCUAGCAUCCCCAAGGUCUUUCUCUAUGAUUCCGACCCAGAAUCCAUGCCAGGACGACCCGGGGUGACCACCAUGGGAUCAGGCCCACGGUCGGGGAUGAUGACCAGACCUCCUACGCCGCAGGGAAGACUGGCGCAGGCUGCUCGUACCCGAGGUCAGGCUAAAGCCGGUGCCAGCCAAGAGCCUCCUCGGAAAGAACCUGAACCAAAGAAGAGAAAGGAAGUCGUAGAAGUGGAAGAUGAUGAUGAAGAAGAAGAAGAGGAUGAGAGACUGUGCCAAGAAGAGGACCAGAGAGCGGAGCAAAGGGCCAGGAAGAAAGAAGUUAGGGAGGAGGUCGAACCCAUCAUGCGUGAUGUACCGCCCAAGAAGAAGAAGUAUGUGGUCCGGCUGGAAGAAGGGUUCGACGUAGACAAGAUGAUUGAUAGGUUGUUGGAGGGUCACAAUGACCUUAUGACCCUGAAGAAGAUCUUGGCAUCGACCCCUAAGCUCCGUGAUGGACUGAAAGGGAGGUUGUCACGGCGCUUGGUGCUCAGCGUCCAUCUAAGUAUGAUCCUUCCCAAGGAAACGGAGUGGGCAGAGACAGGGACAAAGAUGGACUGGAAGUGCGUAGCCCGUGGAACAGUGGAUCUUGUGGUAAAAGGUUCAAAGUGCUCAACCAUGGUAGAUAUGAGAGCCGAAAUGAACAUUAUCCGAGAAGCGGACGCGGUCAGGUUCGGAUUGGAGAUAGACCGCUCGGAUUGUGGUGUCCUGCAUGGAGCCAACUGUAAAGCGGUGUUUUGCGGGACUGCCUCGAAUGUACUUAUCGAGGUUGAAAGAGUAAAGGCCAUGGCAUGCUUCUUCGUUAUGCCUGACGUGGAUCACGGGAUUCUCUUAGGAAGGUCUUUCUUAUGCAGGACGGAGACAUUGAUGUCUGACUUUACGAAGAUAGCCAUGCCAAGAGGAGGGAGGGGGACACGGCCGUCACGAAGGCCGUUGGGAGCAUCAAGAGGGUACGAGCGGCAUGGGUCUCACCACCGAGAGAGUACGCCGGUGUACGACAAUGGGGAUAUUGAGUUGUUCCUGGACAAGUUCUGGGGGUAUGCAGAUCAUAUGGGCUGGACUAUGACCCAGGAGAUGGAGAGGCUGAGAGGGGCCAACAGGUUCGCGAAGCCCAUUGCACAAAUUCGUAGGGAGGCAACGACGAGGCCAAAGGUGGAGACAAGGAUGCAGGAGCUACGACCAUCACCUGUGGGACCUGACGGCAGACCGAUCCGCCUGGAAAUUGAGAAUGCAGAGGAGUUCAUUCCCGCCUUCGAGCAGUUCAUGCAUGGUCAGGGUAUAUUGAGGGAUGAAUGGGCGAGAACAUUGCCCCUAUGGACGAGGAAGGCGGAAAGACCCUUGACCAGGCAAAUGAGGGACAUGGCUCGGGAUUGGGAGAGCUGCAGGACGCACUUGAGAGAGGCAUUCCGGCGGCCAGAGCCACCUCAGCCCAGAGUCGAGAGACGCGAGAGGAGCACGAGGCAGAGGGACCCUGAACCCAGCGAGGCCAGGCCAUCUCGAGGGGGACGGAAGGCACUCGCCAGGCGAGAGGAGGAGUCAGUGCCUGCGACAAAGGGGCGAGGGGCAUAUCCUGAGUGCGGGUUGGGACCGGUGGGGUUCCAUCGCUUUACUGAGGGUGGACUGGGAGGAUCUCCACAACGCACACGAGAGGAGAUGCCAACCUCUGGAGAGCCUCUGUUGAGAGGGACCAUAACGAGCGAGGAGAUGCRGAGGAGGGAGAGAAUGAGGGAUGCUGCAAUCAUAGAACUCGGGGGGGUGGUUCACGGUGCUGACGGAGGACGGAACAGUUCUUCGGAAGGGGACGAGCUURCCCAGGAUGAUGACACGCCUGCACCCRUUGCCRCCRCUGCUGGUCCUUCUAAACUGCGGCAGACAAAAAUCAUCGAUAGCGCAGCGGUGGUGACGGCGAACGAGGAAGUCCAGCGCUCCAUAGAUGAUUGGAUGACARCAGAAUGCAUCCCAUUCAACAUGAUGYGGAGCCGGUAUUGGGACAGGAUGGUUCAGAAGCUGAAGAAUGCGCCUCCCUCGUUCCAAUAUGCCAAGUACGACAAAGCAAGGACUGAAAGAGUUGACGUCACGCGAACGAGGGUGUCCGCGCGGGUUGACCGGCUGAAGCAAGAGUGGCCCACCACCGSCUGUAUGCUUCAACUUGAUGGGUGGACUGAUAGGCGGUSAAGAUCACACMUGAAUGUCAUGGUUUCGUUCCCGAAAGGCGCCAUCUUCUGGCGCAGUGUGUGCAUGCAGCGGCGUGAUAAAGGCGCAGCAGCGUACUUCGCAAUUCUAUCGAGGGCUAUCCGCGAGGUGUGGGAGGACGCAGUGGUAGGGGUUGUUAUGGACAAUGCGGCUGUGUGCGCAGCUGCUGGCUGGAUGGUAGAGUCAGAGUUCGAACAUAUUAUUUUCGUGCCAUGCACAAUGCACAACAUUGAUUUAAUGUUCGAGGCGUUCGGCAAGAUCGGCUGGGUGGAUGUGUUGCUUAAGAGAGCGGUAGAAGUCACAAAGUUCUUCAUGAACCACUCGAAAGUGCGUGACUUGCUGCUGGUGUACUCCGAAGGAGAUGAUCUUUUGAGGCCGGGUGCAACCCGGUUUGCUACAAACUUCAUCAUGUUGGAAAGUCUCCAAAAAUUGUACCUACCGCUACGGUCGUGCAUCACGGAUGACGAUUGGAAGGAGACCAUUGUCCUCCCCUCACAGCGCCGGUUGUUUCACACUUCGACGAACGAGGUGGUCGAUAACGGGUCUUGGGCUGGUGUGCAAAAGGUGAAGGAGACAUCCAACGAUUUGCUGCCCCCGUUGAAGUUUACAGAUGGUGCAGGACCUAGGAUCAGAGAAGUAUUGGACAAGGAUACGGAGGUGAUGGAUGGAUUCUGGACGUGGAUGUACUCAUGGGCGAAGCCAGAGUCAUACAAGGUGUUGGACGAGGAGGUGAACAAUUGGAUUGAGGGAACAGGGAAGUUUAACUCCGAGGAGGCGGUUGCAAGUGCACGUGGUGCCCAGCCUGUGAGGUGGUGGAGGAGAUGGUGCGCCGAAUUACCCACCCUGCAGCGGCAAGCAAUUAGUUUGUUGGGACAAGGGACCUCUGCAUCCAGUUGUGAGAGGAACUGGAGCCUCUUCGAGAAGAUACACUCCAGACUGCACAACAAGUUGGGUGCUGGCCAGCUAAGCAAGCUCGUGUACAAUAGAUGGAACCAGUUCCUCUUGGACAGCUUGGAGGGCAAGUCCAACGGAGUUGACGACGAGCUUGCAUGGGGGAAGGAGAGAAAGCUCACAAGAAAAGAAUUGUGCAAAGAGGCGAAGGCCCGAGUGGAGGAGUGGAGAGCCAGGUUGCAUCGCGACUUGGAGGAGGAGGAGGAGUCAGAUGAUGAUGACACCGACGACGACAGUGAUCCAGACUGUAGGAGCGAUGAUGGCAAUGAUGUUGAUGAUGAAGGGCGGCACCAUGGACACAUGUCACAACAGCGAGCUUCGUCGAACUUGUUGGAGCUUGAAAGGGUCAUCAAUGCGGAGCAGCAGUCUUGGAGGAAGUGCACACCACCCUCCAAGAAUCUAGCUCGCCUUCAUCUGGCUGCGUCUCAGCGUGGUGUGAAGAACAUCACAGACGAAACUGCUGAGAAGUACACGAGCGCCCAGGCCCGUGCAUGCGCUCCGCUUGCAAAGCCUCCAAGCAAGAGAGGGUCAGGGCGACCGCGAAAGGUGCAGCGGGCAAACAACACACCGGGAGAUGAGGAGGAGGGGGUUGAAGGUGUAGAAUCUGUAGAUCCUGCAGAAGCAUCCAAGCGUGCAUCCGCAUCCACGCACCCGAGUGAUGCGGAUGCAGAGGAGAAGGAGAAAAGUGCAGAUUCGUCCACUGACUGUGCUUCGGAAUCAGAGCCACUGGCCAAAAGGUCAAAAGGCAUAGGCCAAUAGGCGCAGAGCGCCACACACACACACACACACACACACACACACACACACACACACACACACACACAGAGAGAGAGAGAGAGAAUGUCAUGAAGGUCACGCACGUUGAACUUUGGUCUUCCAAGUUUGGAGUUC